AUGGUGUCGUCUUUGAGACACUGUCGACGACAGCGCCGGAAAUUGGGAGCUACAGUGCUGGUGGCGUGCCUUUUACUCGUAGUAGCACCAGUGGCGGUGGUCUGUCUGACUUGGAAUUUCUCGGUGGAUGCCCAGGAUACAGAUACAGAUGCUUCUGUUUCCUCCAAUCAAGAUCCUCCAGAUGUCUGGAACUUGAAGAACCAAAGAACAGACUUGGAAGGAUCCACUGCUGAUGCUGCUCAUCAGCAAGAACCUGAAACGCAAGAGACAGAGGUUCCGGAACAUGCAGCAGCAACCACAGCUGAACAAGGGACAACCAGUCCCACCCAUGUCACAACACCUGAAGCAGUGGAUGAAGGAGAGGCUGAACAGCUAGACCGAAAGCUGGAUUCACAAGAACCCAGCCAACCAUCAGUUCAGCCAGAAGAUUCGAGUACAGAUCAGACAAAAACUACCAGUGAAGGGAUUUGCUCGGUCAGUUCUUGGUUGGAUCCACUCUGUGGCAAUCAUCAACCUCAGUCUGACAGCAGAGAAUUCUCUGAGGAAGAUCCUAAGCAACAACAAUCGCAAGAAGCACAUUCCUCACAGCAGCAACCCACCACCACCACCACUACUAGUGAAGACGAUGCACCACCCGUUUUUAUGAUUCCUUCCUUUGCAGGAACGAGACUCCGGAGUUGGUCCGAUGUAGAAUGCCAUAGUGGCGCCUCUCUCACGAACCGAGCUGGAAGACAACGACCAUUUGCCAAUUUUCGGGUGGGAGGUUCUGUGUGGCUUGAUAUCAAACGUCUCAUGGCACAUACCAGUUGCUGGGUCAAUUGCAUCAAACUACUUCCUGAAUCACAGGAGGAUGAUCUCUGUGCGACACGACCGGACGAAGGACUUGACGCCAUUACGCAGGUGGACGAACAAUUGCCCACUGGCUUUCUCUGGAAAGAUGCCAUUCACAUGCUGGCCACAAUGGGAUACCGACCGGGGACAUCCAUGUUUGCACAUCCCUACGAUUGGAGGCUUCCGCCCAAGAAAAUGGAACAACGAGAUAGAUCCUUCUCUAGACUCAAAUCAAACAUUGAACGCACUGUCCGAGAACACAAACAACGCAAUCCACACUCUCCCAUUCGAGGCGUAUUCUUGGUUGCAUUCUCCAUGGGAAAUCUAUUCACACAGUACUUUUUCCGAUACCUUCAAGCUGGACUCGGUCAAAAGGGAAUGGAACAAUGGGUCGAUGAGCAUGUGUAUGCACUCGUCAUGGCGGGGGCUCCCUUUUUAGGAAGCGGAUCCACACUCGAGAGCAUUAUUGUCGGGGAGACGGCCGGAUUGCCCAUGCAAAAGGAACAGGCACGUGACAUGAUGCUCACAUGGGGAAGCAUGCCCUGGAUGAUGCCCACGGCGCCAUUGUUGCGGAACCCACGACACGCUGCCAUGAACCACGGCGAACGCGACUUGCCCGUGCAACAGGUACGUCUGACAACCCACGAUGGACGGGUCUUUGAUCCGCCAAAUCGCGAUAUCGUCAAGACAAACGGCUGGUUGGGACAGAUUGGGGAUCCGAGACUAUCCAGCGUGCAGAAUAUCAUUGACCGAUGGUAUGCCGAGGACCCGCUGUUUGACCCCGACGCGGCGCGAGAGCCCUUUGUGCCACCCAAAAACUUGAUUGAUCAUGUCAUUUGUGCCUAUGGGAUCAACGUUCCCACCCCGAUCCGGUUAGAGUUUGAAGAAGACAAGAACAAUGCGGGCUUCUACAAGAAAACCGACGAGGUUGUCAACAAUCGGGGUGAUGUUAGAUCGUCUCGUACCGGGAAGCGGGUUUUACCCGUACGCCAACAAUACGCUACUCGAAAGAGCGGGGAUGGAACGGUGGACUAUGCUUCCUUAUCCUGGUGUCAUUCUUGGUUUGGAAAGGACGUGGUGAAUAUCACGAGAAUCCCCGCAAACCGAAAAUACGAACCAGACGAGGUCGAGCGAUACGAGAAUGUGGACGUCCUCGAUCCGAAACAAUUGUCGGCAACAGAGAAGCGACCUCAUGGAUUCAACUCUUUCUAUUCCAAACAGUGGGUUGAUGUUCAUCCGGACUCUGGUUUGCAACGGCCCAAGUCAAUACAAGUCUGGGAAUUUGACGGCAUUACACACCGCGACAGCGUCACGCAUCCUCUUUUCUUGCGCAUCUGGAAGGAUAUACUCGGCGGCACGACGGCGUUCUCUCGGGCUUACACCAACGCACGAGAGCGCGUCAUGAAACGGAUGUGGAAGGAAAUUGACGAUUCGGGCACAAUGGAUGGCAUCAGCAAAAACUGGCUAUUGGAUCUUUCACGCGAGGGCACAUUCCAGAACACAAACGGCAAUGUGCCGACAAAUGACAACGAUUGCUUUUGGAACUACGCCGAAGUCCGAUGUGAUAGACCCAGGUACUGCGAGUACCAGUAUCGUGUUGGUGACGUGCACCUAUCCCAGUCUUGUCGACUUCGUGAGACGCCGUUGGCGAAGGACGACCCACGGGUGCUGCUUCGUGACGCCGUGGCAUACAAUGUGUCAUACACAGUUGCACCUGAUCGGGUGGAGUGGCAGACUGUCUACCGAAGUCAAGACCCACAAUUCAUCCCUCCUUGGGCCCAAUUGUUCUUGGCGUUCCUCGGUGGCGCGGCUGCUUUGGCGGUUCUCCUUUGUGGUGCAUGUCACCUUUACGGGGAACAGCAUUUGUUUGCUUCACUAGAGACAGAAUAG
Seminavis robusta is the source of this 2721-nucleotide messenger RNA. NCBI's taxonomy places the organism in Eukaryota, Bacillariophyta, Bacillariophyceae, Naviculales, Naviculaceae. The record is from the annotation of a GenBank genome assembly.